AUGAACGGCCAUGCCAAUGGGCUUUCCAAGGAGCCAAAAUUCGCAAGCGGACUCAUUCUGCCCCCGCCGGAGAUCAAGUCCGUCAUUGACCGGACGGCACUCUUUGUUGCGAGGUCGGCGAACCCCCCUCAGUUUGAGGACAAAAUUCGCGAGAACCAGCGUCAGGACCCAAAGUUCUCGUUUCUCAACCCGGCCGACCCUUAUCAUGCUUACUACAGACAUCGCAUGGACAAGGUGGUCCGCGGCGAGCUGGAUGAUGAGACUGCACCCAAGGAGCAGGUGAAGGUGGACGGUGUCGUGGAGGAAAAGGAGGUCGACAAAGGCGUCGAGCCUCUUGUGCCAGAGUUCGUCCUCGACAUUCCCAACAUUACCGCCAUUGAUUUAGAUAUUAUGAAGCUUACAGCACUCUUCACGGCCCGCCGUGGACGCUCGUUCCUCGCCGCCCUGUCAGCUAGAGAGGGUCGCAACUACCAGUUCGACUUCCUGAGGCCCACCCACUCCCUCUUCGGUUAUUUUAAUCGGUUAGUUGAGCAGUACUCGAAAGUUCUUCUGCCCAGCAAAGAGAUGCUAGAGCAGUUGAACGAACGUACACAGGAAGGCGCGCGAUGGAAGGAGCUCGAGAUUGCUAAGAAGCGGGCUCGGUGGCAACAUAUUAAGCGAGAACAAGAGAAGAAACGUGAAGAUGACAAGGAGGCGGAGCAAAUCGCUUUUGCUGAGAUUGACUGGCAUGACUACGCGAUUGUCCAGACCAUCGAAUUCACAGCGGCGGAUGCUACUUCUGAGCUGCCACCUCCCAUGAGCGUGCAGGAAGUGGAGAACAUGACACUCGCACAGAAGAGGAUGGCCGCCAUGAUUAUGGAGACAACUGCGGAAGAUGUUGAAGCCCACCGUGCUCGCCAAGCUGCUGCGGAGGCGGAAGCUGCAGCAGCAGUGGGAGGUGCCGGGGUUCCCAUCAAUGCGGGAGCCGACGAUGCAGCGAUGGACGAAAGCGAUGACGAGGAUAAGGAGUCGCAAGAAAGAAGAAGACGAGAGGAUGAGGAACGGCAGAAAGAAUUGGAAAGAGCACGAGCUAUCCAGGCCAACUCCCUGGAGGCUGGUGCUCCUAUGAAGAUUAGAACCGAUUAUGUGCCCAAGGUGGGCAAGAAAUCCGCGGAGAAGAUGACAACAUGUACCAUUUGUGGUCAGCAAAUCCCCGUGGAUGAGCUGCAGGAGCACAUGCGUAUCGAGCUACUCGAUCCUAAGUGGAAGUCGCAGCGUGAUGUCCUCGAGGCCCGCAAGGCCCAAGCAUCCGAGCUGCAGCGCGGUGCGAACGUCGUAUCAUCGCUCAAGAACCUUGCUCGCACGCGUGUUGAUAUUUUCGGUGCUGAGGCAGACGAAGAGAAGCGCAAGAAAGAGGAGGAAGAAGAGAGGCUCCGGCGGAGGGAACGGGAGAAGGUUGUCUGGGAUGGCCACACUGCCUCGAAGGCAAACACGCUCGACAAGUUCUCGACGAACGUCAACUUCGACGAGCAGAUUGCCGCGAUUCACCGCGCGAAAGGUCUGGGACCGCAAGAAGUGAAUGCGAUUGGGCCGGGCAUUGGUCCUGCCGCGGCACCUGCGCCAAUGACAUCCUUGCCGCCGCCUCCUGCAUCGCUUCCUGCUCCUCCUAUGCAGGGUUCUGGCGACCCUGCUUAUUCCGCGGCGACAGUUGCCUCCGGCCCGCAGCCCGCUUCGCUUUAUCCCAGUCAGCCUCCGCCUGUUAUGCUGCCGCCUCUGCACUACCAGGGCAUGGAUGCGCCACAGCCAUUUGGUUACCAGCCGCCGCCCGCUUCAGCGCCGGUUAUGCACCCCGCUCGCGCCGCAGCGCUUGCUGGGUCACCCGGAGCUGUCGGCACGCCUCCGCAGACGGGUAUGGUGCGCUCUGCUGAUCAGAUGGAGGGUGGUAUGGACGAGAUUCCACCGGCCAAACGCCAGAAGAUUGCCAAAAUCCCCGGCACGCAGCUGUAUUCCGAAGAGGAUUGGAUCAACAUGCAUCCGCAUCCUAUCGCGCUUGUUGUUCAGCUACCAAACGAUCCGUCUAAGCCUGAAUGGAAGCUCGACGGCCGGGUCCUCACUGUCCCUGAUUUACCUCUUAAUCUUCUCGUGUCUACUCUCCGCGAGCGCAUUGUGCAACACAUGGGUACCGCAUUACCCGUGUCUCGCCUUCGAUUGUCUUAUGCUGGCCGUAUGCUUGCAAACACGAACAAUCUUGCAAGUUACAACAUUGAGGACGAGGAGUUGGUCUCGCUCAGCAUCAGCGACAAGAAGAAAAAGUAG
Postia placenta MAD-698-R-SB12 is the source of this 2295-nucleotide messenger RNA. RefSeq lists its product as hypothetical. The record is from RefSeq and is a predicted model, not a curated record. Gene Ontology annotation, biological process: mRNA cis splicing, via spliceosome; regulation of alternative mRNA splicing, via spliceosome. Lineage: Eukaryota; Fungi; Basidiomycota; Agaricomycetes; Polyporales; Adustoporiaceae. Gene Ontology annotation, molecular function: protein binding; RNA binding. The transcript has 7 exons. Gene Ontology annotation, cellular component: U2 snRNP; U2-type prespliceosome; catalytic step 2 spliceosome. Bases 1 to 2295 code for a protein of 764 amino acids.